AACUAGACUAAAAAUCGUAACUAACUUUGGCAAUAAAAUCAACCACUCCAAGGCAAAAAAAGUUUUUCCUAAAAAAAAUUUCUUACCCAAAUCUGCUGACGAGAAAUGGUGGAGCGGAAUUUUAGAGAAUUGGUUUUUCUUGCGGUUCUUAUGUGCAGGUGAGCAUGCUGGGAAGGCAGAG
Molecule: messenger RNA, 181 nt
Organism: Funneliformis geosporum
Lineage: Eukaryota; Fungi; Glomeromycota; Glomeromycetes; Glomerales; Glomeraceae
Source: the annotation of a GenBank genome assembly